AUGGAAAUUAAGGCUAGUGGUUUGUUUGGAGUUUUUUUGGGUCUUGCUUUUGUGUUGAGUACAUCUUCGGUUGGUGGGAUCAAAGGUUCUGAUGGAGUGGAUGGUGGCAUUGCUGCGAUUAGUAAUGCUACUACUACCGUUGUUCACAAGCUGACUACUUCAUCUGGUGAUGAAGGUUUGGACAAAAGCAAGAACUAUCAAAAUGGAGGUGGAAGUGGAGGCGGUGGCGGAGGUGGAGGUGGAAAUGGUGGUCAAGGUGGGGGAAGUGGCGGAGGAGCAGGUGGUGGGAGUGGUGGGGCUAGUGGAGCUGGCAAAGGGAAAGGAAAAGGUAGAGGCCACAAGAGAAGGCAUGGAAAAGGAAAGGGUAAAGGAGGAGGUAGCAGCGGAGGAGGUGGCGGUGGAGGAGGCGGAGGUGGAGGUGGAGGGGGUGGAGGGAAUGGUAAAGGCCACGGAUGGGGUGGAGGAAGUGGAGGCGGCGGUGGAGGUGGCGGAGGUGGUAGUGGAGUCUAG
Molecule: messenger RNA, 510 nt
Organism: Pyrus x bretschneideri (Chinese white pear)
Lineage: Eukaryota; Viridiplantae; Streptophyta; Magnoliopsida; Rosales; Rosaceae
Product: putative glycine-rich cell wall structural protein 1
Exons: 2
Coding region: 1-510 (169 amino acids)
Source: RefSeq, a predicted model, not a curated record